UCAUUUGACGUUUUACUUUUACGCAAGAAAAAUUGUGGACCAGCACAUACGAUCCAUCUGAAUUUUACUGUUUUCUUCGCUUAUUUUGUCAUGUUGUAGUUUAGAAACUGUUCGCAAACGUAAACAACGAUGAAUAUAACACCGAGGCCGGAGAAAACCAAGCCUAUGGCACCUGAUGUAGCCGUCAGCGCCGUGUUAGUUCCAAGUCAGGAACUACCAGCCGAGACACCUAUUGUUUCGGGUUAUGAUUGGGAAAAUGGCACAGACUACAAUAAAAUACUAGAAAGCUACGCUCGGAGUGGGUUCCAGGCCACAAGUUUCGGCUUGGCUGUGGCAGAGAUCAACAAAAUGCUCAAAUGUCGUUCCGUGGCUUUAACAGAAGACACGAGUGAUCCUUAUGAGGAAGAUGUAUUUAUAAAGAAGAAAACAAACUGCACUAUAUUCUUAGGUUACACUUCCAAUAUGGUUUCCAGCGGGCUCCGUGAAACUGUGAGGUUUUUAGUGAAAAAUAAGCUUGUUGACUGCAUUGUGACCACUGCUGGCGGGGUCGAAGAAGACUUUAUCAAAUGUCUUGCUCCAACUUACGUUGGGGACUUCAACUUAAGCGGAAAAAUGCUACGAACCAGAGGAAUCAACCGCAUAGGAAACCUACUUGUACCGAACGAUAACUAUUGCCGCUUUGAAGAAUGGGUGACGCCGUUGCUUGAUGAAAUGUUAGAAGAGCAAAUACGAGACGGUAUCGUUUGGACACCGUCAAGAGUAAUAGCCCGUCUUGGUGAAAGGAUCAAUGAUGAAAGCUCGAUUUGCUACUGGGCAUGGCGUAACAAUAUUCCCAUAUUCAGUCCAGCUUUAACAGACGGUUCCUUAGGAGACAUGAUGUACUUCCAUUCAUUUAAACGUCCCGGUCUUGUUAUAGAUAUUCUCGGAGACCUACGGAGACUAAACACUAUGGCGGUAAAAGCAAAUAAUACAGGAAUGAUCAUAUUAGGAGGCGGUGUGAUUAAACACCACAUCUGUAAUGCUAAUUUGAUGAGGAAUGGUGCAGAUUAUUCGGUGUACGUCAACACAGCAAGUGAAUUUGAUGGAUCUGAUUCGGGUGCAAGGCCAGACGAAGCCGUGUCGUGGGGUAAAAUCCGAGCAAAUGCUACCCCAGUGAAGCUAUAUGCAGAUGCUACAUUGGUCUUUCCAUUGCUUGUCGCGCAAACAUUUGCCAAACAUCAUUUUAGUAAUAAAAAGAAUGUAUAA
Molecule: messenger RNA, 1245 nt
Organism: Pectinophora gossypiella (pink bollworm)
Lineage: Eukaryota; Metazoa; Arthropoda; Insecta; Lepidoptera; Gelechiidae
Gene: Dhs
Product: probable deoxyhypusine synthase
Exons: 1
Coding region: 130-1245 (371 amino acids)
Biological process (GO): peptidyl-hypusine biosynthetic process
Cellular component (GO): cytoplasm
Molecular function (GO): deoxyhypusine synthase activity
Source: RefSeq, a predicted model, not a curated record